CGUUGCUGGCAAUCACCCCCCGGUCCAAGUAAUUCAGCAUAUUAACCGCGCAGAAAAUUAGGACUAGCCUUUUGGGAGUGAACCAGGACGGAGCCGCCGGAGAGGAAUCCACGAUGCCGUCGCCGGCCAUUUUUAAAGGCAGUCGAUCAGCAGAGGCGGAGAGGGAGGGAUGCGGACGAUUGGGUAGACUCAAGUUCGCAGGGGGGGAGAAGACAGCGACGGUGCGGUUUCUCCGGUGGUCUAAUCGACGCUUUCUGAAGCUUUGAGUCGAAGGGAUGUUAGGUGAUGUAUUUGCUUGGCCGCUUGACCGCUUCAGCGGUCAGUCCUGGCCUCCUUGGCACGGCUUUCUUCCUGAGGAUGGAUAUCCUUGGGUAAUUUAC
This is a messenger RNA of Linum tenue, 380 nucleotides long. The record is from the annotation of a GenBank genome assembly. Lineage: Eukaryota; Viridiplantae; Streptophyta; Magnoliopsida; Malpighiales; Linaceae.